Coregonus clupeaformis (lake whitefish) is the source of this 1578-nucleotide messenger RNA. RefSeq names its product cerebellin-2-like. NCBI's taxonomy places the organism in Eukaryota, Metazoa, Chordata, Actinopteri, Salmoniformes, Salmonidae. Gene Ontology annotation, molecular function: protein binding. The coding region runs from base 147 to 737 and encodes 196 amino acids. The record is from RefSeq and is a predicted model, not a curated record. The transcript is spliced from 3 exons.
ACCGUGUGUGAGUGAGUGAAUGAGUGAGUGAGUGAGUGAAUAAGAGAGAGAGAGAGCUGGUGAACGGUUUGAAGGGGGGCUGAUUGCCACAAAACGGAUAAGCAGAGCAGUCGCAAACCAUAAACGGUGUUACAGUUUAGCAGACAAUGUUUCUUCGAUUUUGUACCAUGCUGUCAUUGGUCCUCCUAGGAUUUGGCGUUGCAUUUUCGCUGGGACAGAAUUACACAGAACCUCUUGUUUUGGAGGGAAAGUGUCUGGUGGUUUGUGAUGCGAACCCGUCUGCAGAGGGAGCGCUGACCUCUUCCUUCGGGAUAUCUGUACGAGCAAGCGGUGCUAAAGUGGCUUUCUCUGCACUCAGGGGAACGAACCAUGAACCUUCUGAUAUGAGCAAUACGCCUCUGACCAUCUACUUUGACCAGGUAUUAGUGAACAUUGGCAACCAUUUCAAUCUGCAAGCGAGUGUAUUUCAAGCACCAAGAAGAGGCAUUUACAGUUUUAGCUUCCAUGUGGUGAAGGUUUACAACAGACAGACUAUACAGGUAAACUUGAUGCACAACGAAUACCCUAUAAUAUCAGCUUUCGCCGGGGACCAGGAUGUCACUCGAGAGGCUGCGAGCAAUUCAGUCCUUCUGCACCUGGAACGGGAGGACCAACUCUACUUGAAGCUUGAGAGGGGGAAUCUAAUGGGUGGAUGGAGGUACUCAACGUUUUCUGGAUUCUUGGUGUUUCCACUCUAAUCACAACUCUCAAAUCAAGUUACUCUUUUUUAUUUUCUUCAAGGACGUUGGCCUCCCAUCCCUGGGUUUAAUUAUGAAUAAAUGUAUAACUGACUGUGAGAUAAAGUAGGCUAUAUGGGUAAUUUAUGACGAAAUUAUUCCGUGCUAUGACGUUGGGAUUUGUAUUGCUGAAUGUGACUGAUUGUUGGUAUGAUAUUAUUGCCUAUUCAAGCGAUUGUCAGUUGCGACCAUUCAGUCGCUAUCCAUGGUCCUGCAACCGCAGACACACUCGGUAGCUGUCCGUGGCGCUGAAAGCACAAAACGCAUCUCAAGCGUACAGAGCCAACAGGUAGCAAUUGAGCGUUGGCUCUAGUGUCAACGUUGUUGCAAUAGUGACAUUGAAAUAUUGUAAUCAAAUAAUAUUUUCCAAAGGUGUGCAAAUGUAGGCUAGCUGGCAUUUGGACCUAUAUUGCACAUUGAUACAGUGUUAAUUUUGGCACUCUUUUUUAGAUUUAGUCUAGUCUUAGUCAUCUUGACUAAAAUAACAUUGUUUUAGUCACAUUUUUCUCAUUUGAAUAAUGAUUAAGUCUAGUUAUUGUCAAAAUGAUGAAAACAGUGCGCCAUUUUAGUAAACUAAAUGCCCUUUAAUUUUAGUCACGUUUUAGUCACAUCACAUUUGUGUUGUCUCAUUAACCUAUACUAAACAUAAAUCACUGACUCCCAUGUGCACAAACAUACAUAGCCUUGUCCUAUCAACAUAAUUUUCAACAUAACAUCAUAUUCUAUUCCCAACAGCAGAAAUAUGACAAACAUACACUACCGUUCAAAAGUUUGGGGUCACUUAGAAAUGUCCUUGUUUUCU